CAAGUGAGCGAGCUGUGAGAGAAAUCAAGUGUUCAACGCUCACUAACUUUAGUCACAAACACCGUUUAACUUUGACUAAAGGCGGGAAACACACCAGAACUUACUUGGUCAAGGUGGUGGUUUUGCUGGGUGUGUUUGAAUUUUAAACAGUGAAAAAAGGAGUUGUGGUGGGUUUGGCGGUUAUGGCAGCACCGCGACCCAUUAAAGGCAUCCUGAAGAACAAAACCAGCACCAAAGCCCCACCCGCAGAACCAGCCCAGGACACUUCAGAACAAGGAGUCCCUACAAACCCUGAAGACGACCAACAGAAGAAGUCACAGAAAUGGGAUGAAAUGAACAUUUUGGCCACAUAUCAUCCAGCAGAUAAGGAGUAUGGGUUAAUGAAGAUUGACGAACCCAGCACACCGUACCACAGGAUGGUUAGCGAUGACGAGGAAGAGGGGGCGCUCAGCGACUCAGAUGGGAAUACGGUGCUUCUUGGAGAUGACCUCGCAAAGAAGCUGGCAGCAGCGGUGGAGGGCGCUGAAUCUCGCUUCAUGAGGGAACCAGAAGAGGAGAGCAGUGAGGAAGAGGAGGAAGAGUUGACUCGAGAGGAGCAAGCCAGAAAGAAGCAGUUUCAGAUGAUGAGGAAGAUGCAUUAUAAUGAAGGUCUUAACAUCAAACUCGCCCGAAAACUCAUCCCCAGUGAGCUAGAGGAGGAGGAGCAGGAGGAUGAGGAUGAAGAGAUGAAGGAUGACACAGAGACAGAGUACAUCACUUUUGACCCCCCACAAGAUGCUGAUUCCUUGGAUUCGUAAGGAUGUAAACUAUUUCUCCUUCAACCCCUGCCUUGUUACAUAAACCUCUUAAAGGCACUGUGUACUCCACCAACGCUGCAGUGUCACGCAUAUCAGUCGGCUCCUUCAUUUGCCAAACAUUUAUUGUCAAACACUCGUGCCCAGGCGCAGAAGUUUUUAUCAGCUGAUCUCUUGGUUUGACUGUUGACUUCCACAAUGAACCAUAUUGUUUCUUUUAUUUCCAAACACAAAUGUCCAUUUAUUUUAGAUUAAUUGAAGGGAAAGCUAACCCAAAAUUAAUUAAUGUGAUUUGAACAAAUGGGUGUUUUAGCAUGCACUGGCUCUACAUUAAUGCAGAAAUUUGAGAUUGAAAUCAAGGGGAAUGAUGUGGCCUUGGGCUUUUUAUUGUGACAAGCACAUAUAGCCUGCGUUAAACUGCUCAGAUGAGCUCUACUGUAUGCAUGGCUUCUGAAAACCAUGUAUCAUUACAUUAGCACUAAUUGUAUCUCUGCCCUGUGUAUGAAUUAACAGGUGAGUAUUACUUAAUUAACUUUAAAACUACUGAUGAGUAGACCGAAACCUUUGGUUGCCAUCUUUAUUUGAAUUUGCCUUUUUUUUUUUUUAUAAAACACUUGUGAUGGGAGUUAUUUUUUGUGAUAAUUAAAGACUAGAAUUGUCUCUCCCACAAUACCGAAAUAAAAAUUAAGAGAACUUUCAGGAUAAUUAAGCACAUUUUCCUCCUUAAUUCUGAUUACUGUGACGCAAAAAACAAUCUCUUUAAAAACUAUUUUGUGUAAAUUGUAAAGUAUUUUUAUUUUAUGGUAGUUUUUCUUGCAUUGCCUUUAAUACACAGUGUGAUGUGUGAUUAAAAAAACAUGUUUAUUAGAAAUAUGUGGAGGCAUUACGGUAUUAAGAAUUUGAGUAGCUUUUAAUUUUACAGUACUUUUCUGCAUUUAUGUACUACAUAAUUACAACAACUACAGUAAUUACUACGUAUAAACCUAACCUUAACCCAUAUUAAGUACAUGUAGUUACCUGAUAUUACUCAGUACUUUCUUGGCUAAAUUCGCUGUAAGUUCAUUGAAAGUGCAUGUACUGGAAAAUAAAGUGCAAUCAGAAUUUGCAUAAAAAUAAAGUUACAAUGAAAAAAAUCUUAUUGGUCCUAAAAAUAGGCUUCAUUUUCUUUAUGCAAAAUAUAAUUUCUUCAUGUGAUGGUGUGAAAUAUGGACCAUACUGUGAGAUUCGCCCAUAUAACGUGAUUGCUUUUUGAAAAUGUUGUAUUGUCUUUCAUUUGUAAUAGUUUUCAUUUUGAUUAUAAUACAAAUUUUUUUUAUUUAUUACAGUAAUAAGAAUUCUAACUGUAAAAUCACAAAUGUCUUUAGUCUUUAAGGUAAUGAUAAUUUGGGGGGGAAAUGUGCUUAAUUGACAUGAAAAUAAUGUCACAAAUAUAAUUUCUUAAUUUGUUUUUAUGGUGAAAUAUGGACAGAUUUGUGUGAGAUACAAGGAUUGCUUUUUAAAACAGUGUUUCAGUUGGAAUACAUAAAGACCCUUCUCUCCUCAACAUGAAAUGUUACAAUCAUUCAUUUGAAAUCUCAAAGUGUCUUUUUUUCACAGGGAGUCUUUUUGUUCCCAUUGGUAUGAAAUAAAUGACCAAGUCUUUGACUGAAGAUGUUAGACAGAUGUGUUGAAUUCUCCUUCCAGUCUCGAAGGGUUGUAUAUGGUUAUAAUCUGAUGGUGUGUUUUACACUGGUGGAAUGGAGAUGAAAUGUAAAUUCGGUGUUGUUAUGGCAGGAACGGCAGGUGUCUGUAAUAUCCCAUCGGUCAUUGACAUGGUCUGCACAGCACUGAGCUUGUACUGUCAAGAUAUAUAUAUUUGUACAUUAAACACGAAUGAUAAAUGCCUAAACAAGUGCUUUGAUUAUAUGAUUAUGUUGACCUUACAUUUUUCUUUGUGUCAAUUUAGGUAAUUUGGCAACUUCUCUGUGUCCAUAAUUUAACCUGGAGAUUUGUGUUGUUGUGUUUGUGCAGUUUUGGCAACCAUUAAAAUAUUGAUAUAAACUUGUUCUUUCAAUUUAUCUUUCAGGAAUAUCUUUAAAAAUUGUAAUGCAUUUAAGAUUCACCACGGCAACCAUAGUUUGCCCCAAAAUACUACAGUUAUUGUUUACUACAUUCAAAAGAGAAACUAA
Xyrauchen texanus (razorback sucker) is the source of this 2962-nucleotide messenger RNA. Its product is annotated as protein phosphatase inhibitor 2-like. The transcript is spliced from 6 exons. Gene Ontology annotation, biological process: regulation of signal transduction. Gene Ontology annotation, molecular function: protein phosphatase inhibitor activity. Lineage: Eukaryota; Metazoa; Chordata; Actinopteri; Cypriniformes; Catostomidae. The record is from RefSeq and is a predicted model, not a curated record. Bases 183 to 797 code for a protein of 204 amino acids.